GGGGUGUGGGCGGGGCCUGGGCUCGGGGUGUGGGCGGGGCCUGGACUCGGUGUCCCGGGAAUCCUGACGGGAUGAUGAUGAUGAUGAUGAUGAUGAAGGGGGAGAGCGGGACGCGGAUCCCGGAGCGCAGAGCGAUGAACGGCUAUGAUCAGUUAUCAGGGAACACUGCACCAAACAGCAAAAAACUAUUAAAGCAGCGAUUGCUGAAACUCUUACCGUGCUGCCUCUCCCCAAGGCCCUCCUCGCUCACCCAAAACAGCAUCGAGGAUGACUUUGAGCUCUCCACCGUGUGUCACCGCCCGGAGGGGCUGGAGCAGCUCCAGGGACAGACACAGUUCAGCAAGAAGGAGUUACAGGUCCUGUACCGUGGCUUCAAAACUGAGUGCCCCAGCGGAGUGGUCAAUGAGGAGACCUUCAAACAGAUCUACUCCCAGUUCUUCCCUCAAGGAGACUCCAGCAUGUACGCACACUUUCUAUUCAACGCUUUUGACACAGAUCUGAAUGGCUCGGUCAGCUUUGAGAACUUCGUGAUGGGAUUGUCUGUCAUCCUCCGGGGGACGGUGGAUGAUAAACUCAACUGGGCUUUCAACCUGUACGACUUAAACAAGGAUGGUUCCAUCACCAGAGAGGAGAUGUUGGAUAUAAUGAAAUCCAUUUAUGACAUGAUGGGGAAGUACACCUUCCCAUCAGUGAGGGACGAGAGCCCGCGAGAGCACGUGGAGACCUUCUUCCAGAAAAUGGACAAGAACCGGGAUGGAGUGGUGACUAUUGAGGAGUUUAUAGAGACAUGUCAGAAGGACGAGAACAUUAUGAAAUCGAUGCAGCUGUUUGAGAACGUCAUCUAAUGGCUCGUUAGCGAAAA
Callorhinchus milii (elephant shark) is the source of this 862-nucleotide messenger RNA. Its product is annotated as Kv channel-interacting protein 2. Gene Ontology annotation, molecular function: potassium channel regulator activity; calcium ion binding. NCBI's taxonomy places the organism in Eukaryota, Metazoa, Chordata, Chondrichthyes, Chimaeriformes, Callorhinchidae. Gene Ontology annotation, cellular component: voltage-gated potassium channel complex. The coding region runs from base 72 to 845 and encodes 257 amino acids. The transcript has 9 exons. Gene Ontology annotation, biological process: regulation of potassium ion transmembrane transport. The record is from RefSeq and is a predicted model, not a curated record.